Messenger RNA from Gadus chalcogrammus (walleye pollock), 1718 nucleotides. It is a transcript of the gene sntg1, whose product is annotated as syntrophin, gamma 1. Gene Ontology annotation, molecular function: structural molecule activity; protein binding. NCBI's taxonomy places the organism in Eukaryota, Metazoa, Chordata, Actinopteri, Gadiformes, Gadidae. Bases 114 to 1697 code for a protein of 527 amino acids. Gene Ontology annotation, cellular component: dystrophin-associated glycoprotein complex; intracellular anatomical structure. The transcript has 18 exons. The record is from RefSeq and is a predicted model, not a curated record.
GUUUUUUAUUUUUUAUUUUCAUGUCAAGUCAAGAGGCAAUCAUGUCUGGUUGCGACUGAGCGGAACAGGUUCCUGUAAACCCGGGCAGUUUCCCCCUCCCUGCAUAGUAGCACAUGGAUUUCAAGACUUCAAAUGAAGAGACAAAGACUGGGAUUUAUUUGCUGCAAGAAGGUAAUGAAGAGCCGUUCAACAUUCGACUGCACUUGGCCAGAGACAUUCUGACGAUCCAGGAGCAAGAUGUCAUCUGCGUGUCCGGAGAUCCCUUCUACUCCAGUGAGAGGACUGUGACCAUACGCAGACAGGCGAUCGGAGGGUUUGGCCUGAGCAUCAAGGGUGGGGCAGAGCAUAAGAUCCCAGUUGUGAUAUCCAAAAUAUCGAAAGAGCAAAAAGCUGAACUCUCCGGCCUCCUCUUCAUCGGCGAUGGCAUUCUGCAGAUAAACGGAAUCAACGUCAGAAGCUACCGCCACGAGGAAGUGGUCCAGGUUUUGAGAAAUGCCGGCGAAGAGGUGACACUCACUGUCUCCUUCCUCAAGAAGACCCCGGCCUUUCUCAAAUUGCCCCUCUGUGAAGAUUGCACAUGUAUUCCCAGUGACCAGAGCAGUGGCACGUCCUCCCCUCUCUGCGACAGCGGCCUUCAUCUAAACUACCAUCCCAACAACACGGACACUCUGUCGUGCUCCUCCUGGCCAACGUCCCCGGGGCUCCGAUGGGAGAAGAGGUGGGUGGACCUCCGUCUCAUCCCGCUGCUCCACUCCCGUCUGUCGCACCACCUCCCGGGCUCCGACGUCUGCAGGAAAAAUGCCUUUCAGGUGAUAGCGGUGGACGGGGUCUGCAGCGGGGUCAUUCAGUGUCCUACGACCGAGGACGGCGUGGACUGGCUCCAAGCCCUCGCCUCCAGUAUCUCCAACCUCACCAAGCACAAUGUGAAGAAGACUAACCGCAAUUUCCCCGUCAACCAACAGAUCGUCUACAUGGGCUGGGUGGAUGAGAAGGAGCUCGACUCGGUUCAGGAUCGAAUGUACACGCCUAAGUUCCUAGCCUUGAGGGGAUCCUCGCUCUUCAAGUUCUCUGCUCCUCCGGUUACAACAUGGGACUGGACACGAGCCGAGAAGAGCUUCACUGUGUAUGAAAUCAUGUGCAAGGUUUUAAAGGAUAACGACCUUCUGGACAAGAGGAAGCACUGCUUCAGCGUUCAGACGGAGAGCGGAGAGGACCUGUUUUACAGCGUCGAGCUGGAGGGUGAACUGCUCACCUGGGAGAAGGCUUUUCAGAUGGCCACAUUCCUGGAGGUGGAGAGAAUACAGUGUAAAACAUACGCCUGCAUCAUGGAGAGCCACCUCAUGGGCCUCACCGUGGACUUCAGCAUGGGCUUCGUCUGCUUCGACGCUGCCUCCAAGGCAGUGCUCUGGAGGUACAAGUUCUCCCAGCUCAAAGGCUCGUCCGACGACGGCAAAAGCAAGAUCAAGUUCCUGUUCCAAAACCAAGACUCGAAAGCUAUCGAAGCCAAGGAGCUGGAAUUCUCCAACCUCUUCGCCGUGCUCCACUGCAUCCACGCCUUCUUCGCAGCCAAGGUGGCGUGCCUGGACCCCAUGUUCGUGGAGGGCCACGCCACGGCGGCGAUGGGCUCCGGCCUCUCCUCGCUCGCCACCAUCUCCUGUAACUCGCAGCAGUCGUCCAAACUCAAGUACGCCACUUGACAGGCGGCAACCGCAGCCUCC